CUGCUAUAUAUGUAACAAUUUUUUCUACAUAGUGUAUUUGUGGUAGUUUACUGUUUAGUGAGUUAAUACUGCUACUGUGAAUAACUUUAAAUAUGUCUUUAGAAAUAGACGCGAAUGUAAAUGUUUCUCCUCCUUCGCAAUCCUCCACUCCACUAGCAGUAAAUGAAGACGUCUUUGACUUCGCUGGCUUGGACGAGGUAGAAAAAUUCGUCGAGAGAAAGCAUUUUUUAACAGAUACCUUCGAGUAUCCUCGAAACGGAAGCGACCCAGGCUUCGUACUGAUUUUCAAUCAAGAAAACUUCGAGAAUGAGAGAGACAGAGUAGGCACUAGAAGGGAUGUCAAUGAAAUUACAGAGUGCUUGCAGCGUCAAGGAUUUAAUAUUGGAAAAAGUAACAUUAUACACAACGCAUCCCCAGAAGAAAUUAAGGCAAAACUAAAACAAGUUUCAGAGGAUGAAAAUUUGAAAGAUUGCAAUAGCCUUAUAAUUUUCUUUCUGACUCAUGGAAAGGAGAAGGACAAAUUACUGACCUACAAUAGUUCGCUUACUACAAACGAUAUCUGGAAAAACUUCAUAAACUGCCGAUAUCUGGAAAAUAAACCGAAAAUGUUUGUGUUCCAGGCUUGUAAAGGAGGCAGCUUUUCCACUACACGAAAAACUUUUAUCACCAACGAACCCUCUGAAAUUGUACCGAGUGAUACGUUUUCUCAGACUUAUUUGGGUCCUGAUAUGUUGAUAGUAUAUUCCACGAUUGAAGGAAACGUUUCCUAUCGAAAUUCUCUCACGGGGACAUGGUUCAUCCAAGAAUUGUGCAAGAACAUCACCGGUUACGGCAAAAGAGACGAUGUUUUCAGCAUAAUAACUAGAACCACGAAAUGCGUCUGCGGUAAUUACUUCUACCAUGAAUCUGGAGUUAAUAAAAAACAGAUGCCCGUUUGUAUGUCCACGCUGUCGAAGAAGUUCUACCUUAACAGAAACAAGGACAGGGCACUGGUGCUAAUGUCCAGAAAUUACUAUGACGAUGUGCUCAAACAUGUCAAAGAGAUCAAGGAAAGCGUCGACACACUUUUAACGUGAAAGUAAAUUUCAAAAUGUUUGCCUACAUGCUCAAGACACAAUAAGACGUAUUCAGAUCAGGCAUAAAAAACGUAUUAAUCAAAACUAAAAUAACCUUAUUGUAUUAUUCAUUAACAUGUAAAAAUAAAUAUGUAAUAUGUAUGUA
Messenger RNA from Anoplophora glabripennis (Asian longhorned beetle), 1221 nucleotides. RefSeq names its product caspase-3. Gene Ontology annotation, molecular function: cysteine-type endopeptidase activity. Bases 93 to 1076 code for a protein of 327 amino acids. The record is from RefSeq and is a predicted model, not a curated record. Lineage: Eukaryota; Metazoa; Arthropoda; Insecta; Coleoptera; Cerambycidae. The transcript has 5 exons. Gene Ontology annotation, biological process: proteolysis.